Messenger RNA from Symbiodinium natans, 306 nucleotides. Lineage: Eukaryota; Dinophyceae; Suessiales; Symbiodiniaceae. The record is from the annotation of a GenBank genome assembly.
AUGCGCUACUUGCUUGCACGCUCCUCGCUCCUUGGGCGCCGUGCUGGGUCUCAUGCUUUAAGACCUUACCUACCAGUGUGGGUGCGCUGCAAACUUGCACGCUUUAUGCUCCUUGGGUGCCCUGCUGCACUUCUUAAGCGCUUGCACGCUGCUUGCUUGCAUGCCCUGCUGGGCCUCGCUCUUGAAAAUACACGCUCCUUGGGUGCCCUGCGCGGCUUCGCGCUUUGUAAGUGUGGGCACGCUGCUUGCUUGCGUGCUCUUCGCUCCUUGGGUGGCCUGCUGGGCCUCGUGCUUUAUGCCUUAUAA